Messenger RNA from Aspergillus caelatus, 816 nucleotides. RefSeq lists its product as uncharacterized. The transcript has a single exon. Lineage: Eukaryota; Fungi; Ascomycota; Eurotiomycetes; Eurotiales; Aspergillaceae. The coding region runs from base 1 to 816 and encodes 271 amino acids. The record is from RefSeq and is a predicted model, not a curated record.
AUGAAAUUCCAUCUCUGGGCAGUCGCCCUCGCAUCGGCACUCUGUGUCCAAGCCAACGAAUGGCACGCCUAUUACCGCCUCGAUAGCAAAGCAUAUCAGACAAAGUUUGAUCAAAUGGUCUCACAAGGCUAUAGACUGAAUUCGGUCAGCGGGUAUGAGUACAAUAAAGAGCCAAACUUCGCUGUCAUCUUCGAAAAGAGGUCCUCCCCGGCUUGGAAGUCUCACCAUGGGAUGACCUCCGACCAAUACCACCAAAAGUUCGAAGACUACCUGAAGCAAGGAUACCGCGUUGUCCAGGUCAAUGGCUACACAAUUGAUGGAAAGGACCGCUACACUGCUAUCUGGGAGAAAGACUCAUCUGUCCCUUGGAUCUCGCGUCAUGGAAUGAACAAAGAAUGGAUGCAGAGAUAUUUCGACAAGUACUUGGAGGAGGGAUACAGAAUGACCCAUGUUAGCGGGUAUGAAGUUGACAAUGAGAGUCGCUAUGCUGCUGUUUGGGAAAAGCGGGAUGACCCUACUCCCUGGGUUUCUGCUGGGGAACUCAAUUCGACUGCUUACCAGGCUACGUUUGACAAACAUGUGAAGGAUGGGUACCGACUUGUUGACGUGGACGGGUAUCAGGUCGGAGAUGAGGUCAUGUAUGCGGCAAUUUGGGAUAAGUCUGCAUCCGGUGCGUGGGUGGCAAGACACGGCCUUGAGUCCUCCAAGUUUCAGGCUGAGUUCAACAAGUACCGUGAUGAAGGCUAUGUUUUGAGGACUUUUAGUGCCUACAAUGAUGGGACAGCGGAUCGCUAUGCUGCUAUCUGGGUUAAAUAG